AUGAAAGUUUUAGUCCUUGGAGCAAGUGGUUACAUUGGCAAUAGUGUUGCAAAUGCUUUGGUUCGGGCUGGACAUUCUGUUCUUGCCCAGACUAGAGACGCCAGCAAAUGGGGUAAGGAGUUCGAGAAGGAUGAGAUGGAAGUGCUCGAGAGUGACCCUGUUGCAGAUGACAAAUGGGUCGAGAAAUUAUCUCUCGUGGACGUGGUGGUAGACUGUCUCGGGGGAUCUGCUCCACUAGGCCAGAUCAGCUCUAAGCUUGUGACCAAAGCCGAGGAAGCUAGGAGACACCCUACGGCUGCAAAGUUAGUCUAUGUGUGGACUUCUGGAGUAUGGAUUCACGGUGAUGACCGUUUCGAGAUUGUCACAGACGGAACUGAGGUGUCCCAUCCUCCUGCAAAGGUUCAAUGGCGUCCGGAAGUGGAGAACCAGAUAAUUCUGAGCACUAAGCUUGAUGGUAUUGUCAUUCGUCCAGGCCUCGUAUACGGAAGACAGUCCAACGUUGUUGGUAUGCUUUUUGAUCAGGAAAAUAAGGGAAAAAUUGAGUGGCCUGGGCAUCCAGGCGGAAGAUACGCUACUAUUCACGUUGAUGACCUUGGCGAGUUGUAUAGACUUGCUGUUGAGAAGCACCCACUAGUUAAGGGUCUCAAACUUGAAGGCAGCAACUUUUCGACCGAAAGCGUUGACACUCUCUUGUCGCAGCUUGCUAAGUUGAGUAACGUCGACGGUUAUAGCUACAAAGAACCCUCGAACGAUUUUGAGAGAGCCUUGUCCAACACCAGUGUGGUGAGAGGUACUUUGGGUCGGACGCUUCUUGGAUGGAACCCAGUGAAGCCUUCAUUGAUUGACGGUUUGCCAGUUUACUACCGGGCUUAUCUUGCCUCUAAGUAG
Messenger RNA from Candidozyma auris, 888 nucleotides. Its product is annotated as NAD-dependent epimerase/dehydratase family protein. The transcript has a single exon. Lineage: Eukaryota; Fungi; Ascomycota; Pichiomycetes; Serinales; Metschnikowiaceae. The record is from RefSeq and is a predicted model, not a curated record. The coding region runs from base 1 to 888 and encodes 295 amino acids.